AGGCGGGGUGGGCCCUGGAGCAGCGGCUCUCAGGCGCCCAGGGAGCUCACUCUCUCGGCACUCGCUCAGCUGGAGGAUUUCGGGCUGGCCGCGUCCUGCGGCUCAAGGAACAGCAGGAGUUUCCCCUUCACGCCCGGUCCCGCUCCGGCCCGGGGCUCCACACGCCACCGCCCCGACGGUGACAUGGGCGGCCCCCUAGUCCCGGAGGCGGGCAGCCGGCGCUGGGGGCCUGUGCUCCUCGCUCUCUUCCUGGCUGCUUCCCGAGAUCUGGUGGCAGCCUUCAAGGUCGCCACCCCAUAUUCCUUGUACGUGUGUCCCGAGGGGCAGAACGUCACCCUCACCUGCAGGAUCUUGGGGCCCAUGGCCAAAGGGCACGAUGUGACCUACUACAAGACGUGGUACCGCAGCUCCCGGGGCGAAGUACAGGUCUGCUCAGAGCGCCGGCCCAUCCGCAACCUCACAUUCCACGACCUUCACCUGCAUCACAGCGGCCACCAGGCCAACACCAGCCAGGACCUGGCCCAGCGCUACGGGCUGGAGUCAGUCUCUGACCACCAUGGGAACUUCUCCAUCACCAUGCGUAACCUGACCUCCGUGGACAGCGGCCUUUACUGCUGCCUGGUGGUGGAGGUCAGGCACCACCAUUCGGAGCAGAGGGUCCACGGUGCCAUGGAGCUGCAGGUGCAGAGAGAUAAAGAAGCAUCACCCCAGUGCAUCUUGUACCCACCUUCCCCCAGGGAGAGUGAAAGCAUCACAGCUGCUGCUGUGGCUACAGGCGCUUGUAUUGUGGGCAUCCUCUGCCUUCCCCUCAUUCUGCUCCUGGUCUACAAGCAAAGGCAGGUGGCCUCCAACCGCCGUGCCCAGGAGCUGGUGCGGAUGGACAGCAGCAGCCCUCAAGGAAUUGAAAACCCUGGCUUCGAGGUCUCUCCAUCUUCCCAUGGGAUGCCGGAGGCCAAACCCAGGCCUCCACUGUCCUACAUGGCUCAGCGGAUGCCUUCGGAGUCUGGGCGGCACCUGCUCUCUGAGCCCUGCACUCCUGUGUCUCCACCAGGCCCUGGGGAUGUCUUCUUCCCGACCCUUGACCCUGUGCCGGACUCUCCGACCUCUGAGGCCAUCUAGAUGAGCUGGGGCCUGUGGGCGAUUGUGGCUGGGCCUCAGGCAGUUGCAUUGGAGGCAAAGCUGGCCCUCCGAGUGGUCCCUUAGCCUUGGCCCUGGUUCUCUUCCUCCUGCUCUGAGCCCAGACUCUUUGAGAUACCUCUGAUGGCCAGAUCCUCAACUCCUCUGGGUGCUACAUGGCAGCAGGGAGAAGGAGUUGGAUCACUCAGCUCCUGUCUCAAGGAUGGUGGGAUGCCGGGAUCCCACCCCAGAGACUGAAAUUCACCAGCUACAAAUGCCAAAUGGCCUACAUCCCAGAAGCCCAAGAAUUUGCAGCUCUGUGGCAGCUUCCUUCCCUGGGAUGGGAACCUUGUGACCUGAUAACACAGAGGGGACAAGAUGGGCACUGGGCAGAACUCUCCCCUACCCAGUGCCAUCUUCCCAGGCAUGAGACUCAGGACAAGAUGUGGAAAGACUCCUCCCUACGGUGGUGGAGCCAGCUCCCUGAUCUCGCCUCUGCUCACCUGUCAGACUCCCUCUUUGUAACCAUGGGUCUCUGGGGCUGGGCCCGCCUGCCUCUGGGCCACGGGUGCCUUCUGCUACCAGCAGCCUCUCCCAGUAGCUGUCAAUGGGUUCAGCAAAUCUGGGCUCCUGUUCCCUGCCCGCUGGUCCUCAGAGUUCAUUGGCCAGGGUCCCUGAAACAGGAAAUGCACACAGCGGCAUGGUGGCCACUGUGGGCUAACUGGCAUCUUGGGCAAUGGAGGCCAGCCCAGAGGUUGCAAUACUGGCUGCAGAAGGGGCGGGGGAGCAGGUAGAGUCUGCUAAGAAGGUGAGUGGGGAGGCUCCACCUCCCGUCCUCCCUCCUCCCUCUGAGCACAGCGUGCUCAGUAUGGAAGGCGGCCACAUACUGUCUCGUCCCAACUGUGACACACUGGAGCGUGAAGAGGGAGUCGUAUUAAAAACGACAUGGGCAACACGUGCACACCCUGUGAACAACCGUCAGAGCUGGGUUUUAAUCUCUGCUCUGCUUCUAGGGAUGCCGAGGCCCAGGGAGCCCUCCUCCUCCGCCCCGCCCCCAGUCUUCAGUCGUCCCAUUUAAUCUGCCAAGCCUUCCAGCCUUUGCCACACCGUGGCCCCAUCAGGCGGGCGUGUAACACAGGAGGGUUUGUGGCAAUGUGCUCUGGAUCCUCUGCUCUGUCUCCUGCUUCUGGGCAUGUCCUGGAUUUGUUUUAUAUGCACAUAGAAGGGAAUCCUUUGUGGAAUUUUGAUUAAAGGGUUUAAAACAUGGA
Suricata suricatta (meerkat) is the source of this 2384-nucleotide messenger RNA. RefSeq names its product V-set immunoregulatory receptor (gene VSIR). Gene Ontology annotation, cellular component: plasma membrane. Bases 184 to 1119 code for a protein of 311 amino acids. The record is from RefSeq and is a predicted model, not a curated record. The transcript is spliced from 7 exons. Gene Ontology annotation, biological process: regulation of immune response; positive regulation of regulatory T cell differentiation; negative regulation of CD4-positive, alpha-beta T cell proliferation. Lineage: Eukaryota; Metazoa; Chordata; Mammalia; Carnivora; Herpestidae.